AUGAGCAAAAAGUUCAAGUCUCAAGCCUCCAGCAGUCGUGCGGCUGCGGGGGGCUUUGGGUCCUUUGGGGGGUUCUCUGGUUUUAACAGUUCUGGACGUCAACCGUCUUCUCUCAAUUACAUUUCUGAACCACUUGACCUUUCUCGCAUCUCUGAGCAGCAACUGGUGAUUGCAUUCAAGAACUCGCUGAAGAAAGACGAGACCACACGUACAAAAGCUCUAGAGGAGCUGAAGGAAUAUGUUUUAUCGGUGGAAGUCAGGAAGGGAACUCUUGAUGAAAGCUUCGUAGAAGCAUGGAUGAAAAUCUACCCUCGUGUCUCAAUUGACCUUUCCCGACGGGCCAGACAGCUGGCUCAUAUCAUUCAGGGCUCUGUUUCUCGUCUUGCUGGCAAAAGAAUUGUGCCUCAUUUGUCUAAAGUGAUAGGCGCAUGGCUUGCUGGUAUCUAUGACAGCGAUCGCCAAGUCCAUCAAGCGGCGUUGGAAUCUUUCACAAAAGUCUUUUCUACUGAAGAGAAAAGAAAUAACGUGUGGAAGAUUUACCAAAGUGCGAUUCUAGAGUUUAUAGACGACGUCCUACUUCACCAGACAGCUUUGACUCUAAGCGACGAGAGAACCGUCAAGAAGGAUGACGCAGAGACGAAAUAUACACGUGUUGUUGGGGCUGCACUCAUGCUCUUCAACCGCAUUUUAGGAAACUCUCCAGAUGACGUUCUUCAAAAAGGAGUCCCGGAAAUAGAGGAAAUUCUUGGCAGCAAGUCUCUAUGGGCUUUUUGCGAUCAUGAUGACCCAUUUGUUCGUCGCUCUGUAUAUGUCCUUUUGCGAACAGUUGUGACUCGAGAGCCUGGCUGGCUCGACUGGAAGGUUGUCAGCUCAGCUGUCAUUGGAAAAGCACUUUCUCGCCCUCAGCUUGGCUCUGCUUUAGAACUAUCGGAGUCCAUUCUGCUUUUAACCUCUUCAAGACCAUCCAUAUGGAUCGAAGACUAUUCCAGCAAAACUUCCGCCUCCAAACGGUUGCUCCAGUACAUCAAAAAAGGGUCACAAGGUAGCGGAGCUUUCUGGUCGAAUCUGGAUAAAUUGCUUCAAAUUAUUCCACAAGAAGUGCUUGCAGGAGCCGAUAAAUCAUCCACGGACGGGAAAUUCGCCAUUGGUAGUGCAAAAUCAAUCACGGAAGCUUUCCAAGAAGGACUUAAUUUGAGAGAAGAGCUGCGGCAAAAUUUUGCUAUUGGGUGGAAACACUACAUCAAAGUUGGAGCUUGGCUUGCGGUUCUUCUGCCGGAAGAGCAGAGGUCUGAGUUUAUUCAACAACGACUGUCUCCCUUGGUGACACAAUACGUGCGGCCUAAUUUCGAAUUUACCCAGUGGUCCCUUCCUCCUCAGUCAGCCGCGGAUAUUUGUGCCGAGUACAUUACAUUUCUCAUUUCCAAUGAGCAGGGACUCGAAAUUCAACUUCUUUGGACCAAAUUAUCAGAAGAUCUGCUGGAAGCCGUGAAGCUGUCAUCUCCAGAACAAUCGAAGGAUUUCCGAUCUUCCCAAGACGCAAUAUGUGCAGAAUCAAAACGUCUCUUCGCCUUGGAGACUGCUACUCUUUCAAGAAUCCAAAAUGCAGAGAGCGAAGCUCAAGCCCGAAGUAUCUUUGAAAAAUCGAAUUUGUUCCUUCUCGACAAUUCCCUGAAAGUUCUUCACUCACGCAAUGGGAAGCCCUACGGGGCAGCUGGAAUAGUGGAAGAAUGUAUUCUUCAAAUGCCUUCCGUAGCCAAACGCUCAAAGGAACUUGCCGAAUUUAUUCAAACAGACGUUUCAGAUCUUCUGUACUCACCGUCAGCCGAUCGCCUCAUAUCGAUCGUCUUGGCUUGCCGUGAGUGGGAUGGUUUCUCCUCCAGCUUCGAGGGUGUGGUUGAGCGAGCAUUGGAGCUAGAUCCUGAACAAUACAAUUCGCAUAUUCUCCAAAGCUUAUUGUCAGCCCUCAACUUCAAUGAACUUGGUGACCGGGAAAAACUUAAUUCUCUUGUGGAUCGAGCUCUGGAUAAGGCUUUUCAAGGUACUCAACUGCACUGGUCAACUAUCACCACUAUUCUCCAAAACCAGACUUCUCGCGGCGAAUUAGUAAAAAGAAUAUUCGUAUCAAUCAUUGAUGCAUUAUCUUUCGCGGACGUUGUUAACGUGCUACAUGGUCUCUCUCACCUAGGGAAGACAGUGCCAUCUGCCGUGAGAGAAUUCCAAAAUGGAGAGAAUGGAUCCAGUCUGACUCAGAAAUUGUUGUUCCUUCAAGAGUCUACUUCGGAAGAAGUGGCCGCUCUAGCGGAAUCGGUGAUGAAGACUUUCGAGGAAUCAGUUGCAGGUGAUACGAGCACCAAGUCAAAGUUGGAAAUUCUCCAGAAUGGGUUCAGUUUUGCCACUCCAGAGUCAUUAUCAAUUGAAUCUCUUGUUAUCAUCGUGAAGGAAUUGAUAAAGGGUAUUGAGACAGAAGAAUUCAGUUAUGGCCUAGAAGAUAUUUUCCCUUCUUUCCAAGCAUGGGACAGCGCUAUGGCACCCUUCCUGCAACUCCCACCGCUUCCUUCGACUGCUAUUACAAGCCCAUUGAGAGGCACUGUUCACUUGAUUCAACUUGAGUUAUCGGAGUCGUUGAAAACACUCCGGCUUGACAUCUCCCGAGACUCGGCCCGCUGUUCUGCUGCAUUCCGCCUUGCAACAGUCUCAAUCAAUGCCCUCUCCACUUCUGAAUUCGUCGCCAAGAUGAACGCUGAAAGUCUUGAGACUCUCUUCUACUUCCUACCUUUGGCUAUACAGCUGAUCGAAGACGACCUAAAUAUCGAAGAGUACAAUGGUAUUUCAGGAGCUCUGUUUGCCGAGGAACGUGAGGAGUAUUCGGAGCUCCUGCGUCAGGGACAGGAGGUUAUCAGAAAAUGGUGUCAGUCUAAUGAACCGUUGAGAUCAUCACCAGAGACUAGUAUUUCUCAAUUUCUGUUCUCUCUGUGGGAAAGCAAAUUGGAGGGACUUGCUGGAAUUUCCCCUAAUGACUAUCGUAUUGGACAGACCUUUGCCCAGAUGAUCAAUUUGGGCAACAAUCACAAUGUCAAGUCCUCUGACGAACUUGCGAAAAUUUGCAGAGAGGCACGAACUGCCAAUCCAAUUCGCUCUGCCGCAUGGUUUGCUUCUUUGCGAACUUCCAUAUUGGCUAACCCUGUUGGGAAUCGAAUUCUCAAUGAGCUCGUUGCUGAUUUAACUGGGCUUAACCCUCAGCAUGGUUCCUCGACUGGGUUGCGGAAAAUUUCUCUCCUCAAUAUUCUGCUCUUAGGGGAGGAAGCCGUUGUGACACAUAUCCCGACACAGCGCUUGGUUUUCCUCACAAAGAACCUUCUCGAAUGUCUAAACUCUGACAAGUCAAUCGGACUCAGAGCUGAAAUAAUGAUAACCUUGGUGAAUAUUCUUCCACAUCUUGUCGAAAUCUACGGGUCGCAUUGGGAUUAUAGCAUGAAGAUCUUGGGCUCGGUAUUUGGUGAGACCAAUGACGGUGAACAGGCUCUUCCUCUGCUAAUGGCAUCUAUCCUACUAUUUACUCGCCUUAUGUCCAUGGCUGAAGGAGACUGCAACGAUGAUCUCCGCGAUGCCUGGUUGGAGGAGAAGAAUGUCAUCUUCAGUGAGCUUGCUUCCACGAUCUUCCUUUUCGAUGCCUCCACAACUUUCCAUAAACCACGGGACGAAACUGUCAGUCUUCUGCAGUGUCUGAUUAGCGUCAUGCCGAUGGAAAGCAUCAAGGAUGUCAACAGUUAUUUCCGUCUUUUGACCGUGCAAAGCCGCUCUAUCCAGCGUGCUGCCUACACAAUUCUGCAUCGCUACCUUCCACGAGCCCAAGAGCAGGUAUCUAUUGAUGUUGCCUUAUCAAAGUCUACAGUCAGUCUGCCCGAUGAGCUCCUAUCUUUGUUGGUCGAAGCCCCGAACAUCAGCAUGGUCAACAACGACUGGGGUGAUGAUAAGAUGUGGACUAGCAUAAGAUCAUACCUUCUGAGUUGGAAGAUAGUUUUUGAUCAUGUUUCAAACGUAUCACUUCCCGUCCGGGAAUUUUACGUUGCGAACAUCAAGGAAAACGAUGUUCUUAUUCCGCUGCUAGAAUUCACAUUUGACUUCCUGCAAUCAUCACAGGGCAAGAUCAUUGAUGCAUCCAAAAUUGACAUCAGGUCGUUCGAAUUCGAUAUCCAUGACAAGCCAGAAAACGAAUUCCAGUGGCUUCUGGUCCAUCUUUACUACUUAUCUCUGACACAUCUUUCUACUCUUACUAGAAACUGGUGGAUUGAUACCAAAAAACGGGUGAAGGGUCCGGUGGAAAGCUGGACAGAGAAAUUCAUCUCACCACUCGUGGUUUAUGAUUCAUGCCAAAAUAUCGUGGAAUGGAUUGCCACUCAAGAUCCGAACGAGGAGCGAGCGUUGGAAGUGAAGAUUUCACCCCGGAUAGCGGAGAUCGUGGCCAGCAUUCCUGUCGAUGAAGAUUCACCACCUGUCGCCAUGUCCAUAUCUCUCCCGCCUUCUUAUCCUCUCCAGCCUGCAGUUGUGGUUGGCCGCAGCCGAGUGCUUGUUGAUGAGAAGAAAUGGAGAAGUUGGAUGCUCACAUUCCAGGGAGUGAUCCUGUUUUCCAACGGCAAUAUUGUUGAUGGGCUGAUGGCGUUCCGGAAGAACGUGCAGGGCGCCCUUAAAGGACAUACUGAGUGUGCAAUCUGCUACUCGAUCGUUUCGACUGAUAUGCAAACGCCCAAUAAGCGAUGCGCCACUUGCAAAAACUCUUUCCACGGAAGUUGUCUGUACCGCUGGUUCAAGAGCAGCAACCAGAGCACGUGCCCGUUGUGCCGAAACAACUUUGUUUAUGUCUGA
This is a messenger RNA of Penicillium taxi, 4863 nucleotides long. Its product is annotated as ubiquitin-protein ligase RKR1. Lineage: Eukaryota; Fungi; Ascomycota; Eurotiomycetes; Eurotiales; Aspergillaceae. The coding region runs from base 1 to 4863 and encodes 1620 amino acids. Gene Ontology annotation, cellular component: cytosol; RQC complex. Gene Ontology annotation, biological process: rescue of stalled cytosolic ribosome; ribosome-associated ubiquitin-dependent protein catabolic process. The transcript has 8 exons. Gene Ontology annotation, molecular function: zinc ion binding; ubiquitin protein ligase activity; ribosomal large subunit binding. The record is from RefSeq and is a predicted model, not a curated record.